GGCCGUGCGGCGCAUGCGCAGUCGGUGCUUUCUCUUUCCCUCACAGUUCUGCAGCAGUCACUCUGACAGCAAGCCGGCAAGAGGAGAAGACAUGGCGGCGUACAAGAUCGUCCUCAUCCGCCACGGAGAGAGCACCUGGAACCAGGAGAACAGGUUCUGCGGCUGGUUUGACGCUGAUCUCAGCGAGACAGGGGAGGAGGAAGCCAAACGAGGGGGAGAAGCUCUGAGAGAUGCCGGCUAUCAGUUUGAUAUCUGCUACACGUCUGUGCUGAAGAGAGCUAUUCGUACCUUAUGGCUGGCCCUAGACAGCACUGAUCAGAUGUGGGUGAAGGUUGUGCGGACCUGGAGGCUGAACGAGAGGCACUAUGGUGGACUGACAGGCCUCAACAAAGCAGAGACAGCUGCCAAACACGGAGAAGAGCAGGUGAAGAUUUGGAGACGGUCCUUUGACACUCCUCCACCAUCCAUGGAUGCAGACCAUGAUUAUUACUCAGUCAUAAGCAAGGAUCGUCGCUAUGCUGACCUGACCGAAGACCAACUUCCCAGCUGUGAGAGCCUGAAGGACACCAUUGCCAGAGCCCUGCCUUUUUGGAAUGAUGAAAUCGUUCCAAGAAUCAAGGAGGGGAAGAGGGUGCUGAUUGCAGCGCAUGGAAACAGCCUUAGGGGAAUCGUCAAACACCUGGAAGGUAUGUCCGAGGAAGCCAUUAUGGAACUGAACCUGCCCACUGGUAUCCCUAUCGUAUACGAGCUGGACAAAAACCUCAAGCCCAUCAAACCCAUGCAGUUCCUGGGAGACGAAGAAACCGUGCGCAAAGCCAUGGAGGCCGUGGCCGCCCAGGGGAAAGCCAAGAAGUAAUCUUCCUUCGCCCGAAGACCAGCAGCAUCCAUCCCUUAGUUUACUGUUCACCCAGACACUUGACAGCUAGGGAUGUACGUGACACUGUGCUUCCCUAGUAGCUCAUUCACCUGUCUCUUCAUCCCUCUCUCCGCUGGAGUCCAUCAGUCUAUUCUACCCCUGUCUGUGUUAGGAUUAGAUAUCGUGUAUAGUUUGCUGGAAUGGCUGCACACCGUGCAUUGGUUUCUCGUCCAGUGUGACUAUGUAACACAUCACGACACCACGUGGCCAGUAUGUGAUCUGCAAGGUCUGUGGCCAGAUAGUUUUUCCUUUUUAUAGUCUUUGUUUACGGUUCAGGGCACUUUUUUGUUAUUUUGUUGGGUUUUUUUUAACAGAACACUCACAUGUAGUUUUUAUUAAUUCAUUUCAAGUUACUGUAUUAUUUUCCACUUACAAUGCACUUCAGAUAUUCCUGUACGGACCUGUCCUGGCUGCUGUAUAAUGCACAGAUUGCAUUAAACGCCGCAGGAGCAGAUUGCAGAGCUGUGCUCAGUACAGCUGUAUGCAGUCAUUUUGGAAUAUUUACAUCAAUUCAGCAUCCCGUGACUCUACAACUAUACGUCCUGGCUUGGCUGCCAUCGGUGCAUGCUGGGACUUAUAGUUCCACAAAAUGGAUAGUCAGAAGGUGCCUAUAGCCCCAGGUUGCCUAUGCAUUUUGUGAUCUAUACUGUAGAAAGGGGGUGGUCUUCAGUAUGCCGGCGGUCGGGUUCCCGGCGACCAGCAUACCGGCGCCGGGAGCCUGACAGCCGGCAUACCGACACUUAUUCUCCCUCGUGGGGGUCCGUGCCCGUAGCGUGGCGAGCGCAGCGAGCCCGCAAGGGGCUCAUUUGCGCUCGCCACACUGUCGGUAAGCCGGCGGUCGGGCUCCCGGCGCUGGUAUGCUGGUCGCCGGGAGCCCGACCGCCGGCAUAUCGUAGUGAACCCGUAGAAAGGCCGUGGGUAUUUAAUGUUCUGUGCUAUGUGACGGUUACUAUAAGCGAUACAAGUUGGGUCGGUUAUCAAUUAAACAGAGGAUAGCUUAGGCAAGCUGCCCCAUACUAAUAGCGGGAGGGGUAGCUAGUACCGGGAUGUACCUUAGAGCUAGCAGGACCGUACAGCACAGAGCUGUGGAUACGGAUGAGCGCACUGUCUCUCUCUGCUGCCUGUCUCCGUUGUUAUGUGCAGAUCAAUGCCCUUUGCCUAUAAAGUGUGCCCAGUUCUUGGCACUCAUGUACGGUGGUUACUUUUUCCAUUGUAGAGUUGUCUAUUAUUUAAAAUCAUUACAAUAAAGGAGUAAUGUGCAAUGAUA
This is a messenger RNA of Pseudophryne corroboree (corroboree frog), 2183 nucleotides long. It is a transcript of the gene PGAM1, whose product is annotated as phosphoglycerate mutase 1. Bases 14 to 856 code for a protein of 280 amino acids. The record is from RefSeq and is a predicted model, not a curated record. The transcript is spliced from 4 exons. Lineage: Eukaryota; Metazoa; Chordata; Amphibia; Anura; Myobatrachidae. Gene Ontology annotation, biological process: glycolytic process. Gene Ontology annotation, molecular function: intramolecular phosphotransferase activity.